GUUCGAAGAAACAAACGACACCCUACCUCCUCUCUCUCUCUCGAUCGACCGCAGGAGCGAUUGGCGAACACUACAGAGAGGUGUGGAUCGGCGAACACGGCUUUGUAAUCUGAGAGCAGCAGUAUUCGUCGUCGGCUGCGGAUUUUCAAUCCUCGAAGAAGCAUUGCAUUUGUCAGAUAAGCCUUCUUUCUCAUUGAGAUUGCCCUUCAGUUUGCGGGGAUGGGUUUGUGGACAUUACUAGAGGGCUUUUUGCUUCUCGUGAAUGCGCUGGCGAUACUGAACGAGGACCGGUUUCUUGCCCCUAGAGGAUGGAGCUUCAACGAGGUUACGGGUGGUGCGAGAGUGAAGUCAUUGAGGGGACAACUUAUAGGGCUCAUAUAUGCUACACAAUAUUUGAGAGUUCCACUCAUUGUCCUCAAUACAAUCACUAUCCUUGUUAAGUUAGUCUCAGGUUAACAUGAAGUAAAAGUUUCAUUGCA
Zingiber officinale is the source of this 479-nucleotide messenger RNA. RefSeq names its product immediate early response 3-interacting protein 1-like. Lineage: Eukaryota; Viridiplantae; Streptophyta; Magnoliopsida; Zingiberales; Zingiberaceae. Gene Ontology annotation, cellular component: Golgi membrane; endoplasmic reticulum membrane; COPII-coated ER to Golgi transport vesicle. The coding region runs from base 220 to 456 and encodes 78 amino acids. The transcript has 2 exons. The record is from RefSeq and is a predicted model, not a curated record. Gene Ontology annotation, biological process: endoplasmic reticulum to Golgi vesicle-mediated transport.